This is a messenger RNA of Mirounga angustirostris (Northern elephant seal), 837 nucleotides long. RefSeq names its product zinc ribbon domain containing 2 (gene ZNRD2). The record is from RefSeq and is a predicted model, not a curated record. The coding region runs from base 201 to 800 and encodes 199 amino acids. NCBI's taxonomy places the organism in Eukaryota, Metazoa, Chordata, Mammalia, Carnivora, Phocidae. The transcript is spliced from 4 exons.
AUCGUCUACCGGGUUCGGGCUGAGGGGCUCGCCCACAGGCCAGGGUCUCCUGCAGCAGACACGCCCCACUAUGGGCAACUUGACGUCUGAGAGGCGCCAUUUCCGCCCUCAUCCUAGGCCUAAAUAGAGGGGGCGGAGCCGAGCGGAAAGCGCUCUGCUUGUACGUCACGUCCGGUGAGCCUAGUGGCGACAACGGCAACAUGGCUCUGAACGGUGCUGAAGCCGACGAUUUCUCCUGGGAGCCCCCAACGGAAGCGGAAACGAAGGUUCUGCAAGCGCGAAGGGAGAGACAGGAUCGCAUCUCCCGGCUCAUGGGUGACUACCUGCUGCGUGGUUACCGCAUGCUGGGCGAGACGUGCGCGGACUGCGGGACGAUCCUCCUCCAAGACAAACAGCGGAAAAUCUACUGCGUGGCUUGUCAGGAGCUCGACUCAGACGUGGAUAAAGAUAAUCCGGCUCUGAAUGCCCAGGCUGCCCUCUCCCAAGCUCGGGAACACCAGCUUGCCUCUGCCUCGGAGCUCCCCUUGGGCUCUCGGCCAGCCCCUCAGCCCCCAGUACCCCGUCCAGAGCACUGUGAGGGAGCUGCAGCAGGGCUCAAGGCAGCCCAGGGGCCACCCCCUCCUGCUGUGCCUCCAAAUGCAGAUGUCCUGGCCUGCACACAGGAGGCCCUCCUGCAGAAGCUGACCUGGGCCUCAGCUGAGCUGGGCUCUAGCGCCUCCUUGGAGACUAGCAUCCAGCUGUGUAGCCUAAUCCGGGCUUGUGCCGAGGCUCUGCGCAGCCUUCGGCAGCUGCAACACUGAGAGGCCCCUCCUGAGAAAAACCCUGUCCAGAAAAACA